AUCUGCCUUGUUGCUGCAUCUAGUAGCCCAGCGCCUCCGAAGUGGCUUUUGUCUCUCCGGAUCCCUUUCCCAGGUCUGUGGCUUUAAGAAGUUAGCUUCGAAGAGAGUCUGGAGGUUUGGGUCGGGUGAGUUAACCCAAGUUCCUAGUCCUCAUGGAGGUCUGAAUGGAAGUUGGAGGCUUUGGUGCAGGAGAGGCAGGCCUGUGGCUUCACAGGUUGGAAAGUGACCAGGUUUGGGACCAGGUGAGGCAGGUAAGGGAGAAGGAGGAUAUGGCCAGGUAGGGACAGGUAGGUAGAAAAAGACAGGAAGGUUAAGACAGGGAAAUAAGGUAGAACAGGUAUAGUAUUAUUAUUACUAUUGUUAUUAUUGUAAGGUUAGUGCAGGGAAGUAAGGUAGAACAGGUGUGUUGUUGUUGGAAGGUUAGGACAGGGAAUUAAGCUAGAACAGGUAGCUAAGGUAAAACAGGACAAGGAGAUAAGGACCAGGAAUAAUAAUAAUAAUAAUAAUAAUAUAGUGCAGGGAAGUAAGGUAGAACAGAUAUAUUAUUAUUAUUAUUAUUAUUAUUAUUAUCAUUAUUGUAAGUUUAGUGUAGGGAAGUAAGGUAGAACAGGUAUAUUAUUAUUGUUAUUAUUAUUAUUAUUGUAAGGCUAGUGCAGGGAAAUAAGGUAGAACAGGUAUAUUAUUAUUAUUGUUAUUAUUGUAAGGUUAGUGCAGGGAAGUAAGGCAGAACAGGUAUAUUAUUGUUGUGGUUGUUGUUGGAAGGUUAGGACAGGGAAUUAAUCUAGAACAGGUAGGUUAGAACAGGUAGCUAAGGUAAAACAGGACAAGGAGAUAAGGACCAGGAAUAAUAAUAAUAAUAAUAUAGUGCAGGGAAGUAAGGUAGAACAGGUAUAUUAUUAUUAUUAUUAUUGUAAGGUUAGUGUAGGGAAGUAAGGUAGAACAGGUAUAUUAUUGUUGUUGUUGUUGGAAGGCUAGGACAGGGAAUUAAUCUAGAACAGGUAGGUUAGAACAGGUAGCUAAGGUAAAACAGGACAAGGAAAUAAGGACCAGGAAUAAUAGUAAUAAUAAUAAUAAUAAUAAUAAUAAUAAUAAUAAUAAUAAUAAGUUUAUUUGUAUCCCGCCACCAUCUCCCCCGGAGGGGACUCGGGGCGGCUCACAGAAAUAUCAGAUACAAAACAAUAACAAUAUACAACACAUCAAUAAACAAUAACAUGCACCAAUUGUAAUAUUUGCACAUUGACCAAAAAGAAUAAAAACACACUUAUUAAAAACAUAGAAUUUUAAAACAGUGAGGUUGUAAUAGUAGAUUAGCAAAGUGCACAUAAUAAUAAUAAUAAUAAUAAUAAUAGGGCAGGUAGGUAGAGCAAGACAGGGAGGUAAUGUAGGAUAGGGAGGUAAGGGCCAGGUAAAUAAAUAUAAUAUCAAAGGGCCAGGUAGGUAGAAUAAGUCAGGAAAGUAAUAUAGGAUAGAGAGUUAAGGGACAGGUAAAUAUAAUAAUAAUAAUAAUAAUAAUAAUAAUAAUAAUAAUAAUAGGGCCAGGUGAGUUGAGCAAGACAGGUUAAUAAGUUAGGACAGUGAGGUAAGGACCAGGUAAAUAAAUAUAAUAAUAGUAAUAAUAGAGUCAGGUGGGUAGAGCAAGAAAUAAAUAAUAAUAACAACAACAACAACAAUAGGGCCAGGUGGAUAGAGCAAGGCAUGUAACUAAGUUAGGAAUGGGCGGUAAGGACCAGAUAAAUACUAAUAUUACUACUACUAAUAAUAAUAAUAAUAAUAAUAAUAGAGCCAGGUGGGUAGAGCAAAACAUGUCAGCAAGUUAGGACAGGGAGGUAAGGGCCAGGUAAAUAAAUAUAAUAGUAGUAGUAACAAUAAUAAUAGAGCCAGGUGGGUAGAGCAAGAAAUAAAUAAUAAUAACAACAACAACAACAAUAGGGCAGGGUGGGUACAGCAAGACAUGUAGGUAACUUAGGGCAGGGAGGUAAGGGACAGGUUAAUAAUAAUAAUAAUAAUAAUAAUAAUACAUCACACAGUCUUAAACACUUUGGAAGUGUUCGACUUGUGAUUUUGUGAUACGAAAUCCAGCAUAUAGAUCUUGUUUGCUGUGUCAUACUAUGUCUUUGUGUCAAUAAUAAUAAUAAUAAUAAUAGUCAGGUGGGUAGAGCAAAACAUGUCAGUAAGUUAGGACAGAAAGGUAAGGACAGGCAAAUUAUUAUUAUUAUUAUUAUUAUUAUUAUUAUUAUUAUUAUUAUUAUUAUUAUAGAGCCAAGUGGGUAGAUCAAGACAUAUAGGUAGUUAGGACAGGGAGGUAAGAUAAGACAGGUAGGUAAGGACAGGUAGAUACGAUAGGAUGGAUGGGUAGGGACAGAUAGAUCUGCCCCAGGAUUUUGGAGAGAAGUCCCUAGAAGGCUGCUUCUUCUGUGAAUUCAGGUGUGCUGCUUAGUUGUUCCUAGGGGAUGGAUAGGUGACUUUGAGUCUCUAAAGAGUAGGUUUAGCAGUGUGGAGAGUGUUUAGGGUCAACGGAGCCAGGAUUUGGGGUGAGUGGCAGAGAGUCAGGCAGGAUCACCUGUAAAGAGAAUACCUGGCCUCCCCACUUGGGUCAGGGCCACAACCAUGUCCUAGAGGUGCGACCGAUGCCCCACCUGUACCAGCGAAGAUGACCCCGGAAGAAGAGAGCCCCCCGGGAGGCGAAGGAGACGGGGAGAGCGAUGACAACGGGGUCCCCCUCCAUUUGCAGCCCUCCGAAAGCUAUGGCAGCCUGCGGAAGGGUUCUGACCCUUUGGCACAGUCACAGCGGAGCAAGUUGCAGCACCGCCGGGCGCGGAUCAAUCAGCAGAUCAACAAAGAGAUGCGGAUGCGAGCCGGUGCAGAAAACCUCUUCAGGGCCACCAGUAACCACAAGGUCAAGGAGACGGUCGCCUUAGAGCUCAGUUUCGUCAACUCCAACCUGCAGUUGCUGAAGGAAGAACUGGAAGAGCUGAACAGCUCCAUGGAUGUGUAUCAGAACGACAGUGAUUCUAUCAGUGUUCCCAUGAUCCCUUUGGGGCUCAAGGAGACCAAGGAGUUGGACUGGGCCGCACCCUUGAAGGAAAUGAUUUGGGAUCACUACGGUGAAGAUGGCUCAUCGUACGAGAUGGAGAUCCAAAGCCUCAUGGAGCUGCGACAGGCCAUGCGGACACCCAGCCGGAACGAAGCCGGUCUAGAGCUGCUUAUGGAGUAUUACAGCCAACUCUACUUCCUCGACAACCGCUUCUUCCCUCCCAAUAAGAACCUGGGCCUCUUUUUCCACUGGUACGAUUCUCUGACGGGUGUCCCGUGCCACCAGCGGGCCCUGGCCUUCGAAAAAGGGAGCGUGCUUUUCAACAUCGGGGCCUUGCACACCCAGAUCGGGGCCCGGCAGGACCGCACCGCCCUGCAAGGCGUGGACUGCGCCAUCGAAGCCUUCCAGAAGGCCGCUGGCGCCUUCAACUACCUGAAGGAGAACUUCUCCAACGCCCCCAGCCUGGACAUGAGCACGGCCUCCUUGAACAUGCUGGUCCGCCUGAUGAUCGCCCAGGUCCAGGAGUGCGUCUUGGAGAAGGUCUUGCUCCUCCACGCCCAGAGCGACUUCCUCACCUGCCUGCAACUUGCCCAGGAAGCAGCCAGGGUUGAAGAGGUUUACGCGCUGGUCCACCAGACGAUGACCCAGCCGCACGUGAAGGACUACGUCCCCUUCUCAUGGGCCACCAUGGUGCAGGUCAAGUCGGAGCACUUCCAGGCCCUCUCGCACUACUACGCCGCCAUUGCACUUUGCGACUGCGCUCCCGCAUCUGACACAGAUCUUCCGGAGCAUGAAAAGGCCUUCCUCCAGUUCCACGUCACUCCGCCUGAAGGUCCGGCGUUGGCCCUCCUUUUGCAAGAUCCGGAAGAACGAAGGCGGUUGGGAAAAGCUCACCUAAAGAAGGCCAUCAUGCGGCACGAGGAGGCCAUGAGGAUCCAUGGCUUGUGCAAGAUCCUGAGGAAGAUGGACAUCCUGCAGGAGGUGCUCUGCUUUGCCCACAAGCGUUCGCUUAGCAAAUACUCUGAGAUCGACCACGAGGAAGACUUCUUCGAGACACCAGAUGCCCCCGACAUCCACCCCAAAACACACCAGAAACCGGAAAUCAAAUCCCCCAACUUCUCCAAAGUGAAAGUGACAGACAUUUUCCAUCGGCUGGGUCCACUAUCGGUUUUCUGUGCCAAGAACAAGUGGCACCCGCCACGGACGGUGCACCUGGUGCGAGGAGAGAACGGCUUUGGCUUCACCCUCCGAGGAGACUCUCCGGUCCUCAUCGCCGGAGUCAUCGCCGGAGGCUGUGCAGCAGAAGCCGGCCUGAAAGAAGGCGACUACAUUGUCUCCAUCGACGGGAAGGAUUGCAAGUGGUCCAAACACGGUGAAGUGGUGCAGAUGCUGAAGGUGGCCGGAGAGGAGGGGACCGAGGUCACCGUUGUCACUCUGCAGUACUCCGAAGGACAGGCCGCGGGGGACAAGAAGUCCGUGGCGGCCAUGUCGUCUUGCUCGGGGGUCCUGCUGAAGGGGGACAAGGAGAACAGCCGGAGGAGCCCCAUGCAGAGCAAGGGGGCCAGCACUCUCUUGGCCUGGGGCAAGAAGAGCAAGCGGAGCAAGACCAGCACCUACAGCCUCCCCUUCUCUUCCGUCGGGGACAACGACCUCGCGUGCUGAGCCCCCCGGCCAUCCCUCGGACCAAGGUCUUGCGGGAAGCCGCUUUCUGGCUGAUGAUGGAUAGAUAACCUUGGCAGUGGAAUCAAGGAUGUUCUCAUUUUAUCAGCCUUGCUUCUGAAAAGGAAUGGGAUAAAGAAGGAGAAACGAACUCUGGCCAUAUGGACUCUGGGUGAGCCUCCAUGCUCAGGAGCAGUCCGUCUCCAAAUGCUGAUGGAGACAAUAAGAGAGAGCAGUGCCCUUGACGCCCAACUUGUGAGUUCCUUGGAGAAGCCUUUGGAGGCCCUUCUUGGUUUCCUGGACUGGACUGAAUGGCCAGAUUCAACAGCCUUAAGGAUUGCCGAUUUUAGCCGGUUUCAAAGGCUUCCGGGAUGCCCUUUUUAAUCUCGCUCGACUAAAACCAGCUCAUCUCUCUGUCUUUACGUCUUGCAGAAGGACCCAGAUUUAAGGGGUUUAAGUUGAACAGUUGAUGGAGGUUUCAAGAGAUAAUUGGAGAAGCAGCUGGUGGAAACAUACACCCACAAAACUAAAUUGGAAUGAGGAAAGGGACGUUUACAAGACGUUUUGCAAGAGAUUGAAGGUCAAAACAUGCUUUGAAGGAAAGCACAGGUAAUGUAUGGCCAGAGCACAAUCCUGUACACACUUAUACAAAAGUACAUUCCUCUGGACUCAAUGGGAUUUGGGAUUUGUACAUUCCAAUGGGAUUUGUACCUUAGUCCCCAUUUUGCUGCUGUCUCUGCUCACAUAUUGGGCUUAGGCAAGCCUUUCGCUUAUCUUAUCUGCAAUUUGGGCACAGUACUGCCUUACCUUUCAAGGGUGUUGUCAAGGUCUGGAACAUGGUUGGCAUCUUAGAUGUGCGCACAUUUCCCCUUGAGUGUAGUUCAAUACUAAUUUUUGUGUAAAAUGUCUUGAUAUUGUCACCACGGAGGCUUCUGCAUCUGUGGAAAUCCCUUUUAGGAGGUAGCCUUCAUAGGCUAUGGCAAGGUAGCCCUUGGCUCUGCACUUGAUCCCUGACCCACUGAACCCCGGUCAUCCUUUUUAUGUGGAUUCCCCAGUUUAUAAUUCAGGAAUAGUUGGGAAGAGGAACGUAAUUUUUAAUGUUUCUGUGUCUCACUGCCUUUUGUUUGAUACUGACUGUGUUGAUUUGAACCCUAUCUCAAGAACAGAACCUACUUUCUUUGACUGAUUCCAGCCUUGGGGACAAAACCCACAUAGCAAUAAAAGGAGUGCCUCUGUC
Messenger RNA from Anolis carolinensis (green anole), 5930 nucleotides. RefSeq names its product rhophilin Rho GTPase binding protein 1 (gene rhpn1). Lineage: Eukaryota; Metazoa; Chordata; Lepidosauria; Squamata; Anolidae. The transcript is spliced from 15 exons. The record is from RefSeq and is a predicted model, not a curated record. Gene Ontology annotation, molecular function: protein binding. Bases 2651 to 4696 code for a protein of 681 amino acids. Gene Ontology annotation, biological process: signal transduction; negative regulation of stress fiber assembly.